UUGGGUGGACCAAUCACACACAGUGAAGUGGCGCUCCUUAGUCUCAGGUCUGGAAGGACGGCCCGCUCUCUCCGUUGUUUUUCUUUUCAGCUUCCGGAAGGCUCUGUAGGUCGCGGAGCUGGCUAAGUCACUUUCCUGCGACUGAUAUAUUUGUUUCCGGCCCAUGGAGCCCGGCUGGGCGGCUAGGCUGUCCGCGCCCCGUGCUGGCACCCCUUCCGCCAUGUCGGACACGGACAGCGACGAGGACUCCGCAGGAGGAGGCCCGUUUUCUUUAACCGGCUUCCUGUUCGGCAACAUCAACGGAGCAGGGCAGCUGGAGGGCGAAAGCGUCCUGGAUGAUGAGUGUAAGAAACAUCUUGCAGGCUUGGGGACUUUGGGUCUGGGCAGCUUGAUCACUGAACUCAUGGCGAAUGAAGAAUUGGCUGGGACUGGUGGUGCCUUGCUAAAUGAUGAAGGCUGGAUUAGAAGUAGAGAAGAUGCUGUGGACUAUUGAGACAUUAGUGAGGUGGCAGAAGAUGAAAGCCGAAGAUAUCAGCAGACGAUGGGGAGCUUGCAACCCCUUUGCCGAGAUUAUAAUGAAGAUGACUCUGAUGCUGACUGUGAAGAUAUUGAUUGCAAGUUGAUGUCUCCAGGACCAGUGAAGAAAGAGAGGAACCAAGAUGGUGUUACUGGUGUGUCUGAAGAUGGAGAAGAUGGAGAAGGCAUUAUCUUGCCCUCCAUCAUUGCCCCUUCCUCUUUGGCCUCAGAGAAAGUGGACUUCAGUUGCUACUCUGGCUCAGAAUCUGAGAUGGGAGCUAAGGAUUCAACACAGGCAGAAUCUAAGGAUGGAAAGCUGACUCUACCAUUGGCUGGGAUUAUACAGCUUGAUGCCACCAAGCAGUUGCCAAGUGUCACAGAAGUUUUUCCAGAAUUUAGGCCUGGAAAGAUCACAAUGUUGGCUCCUAUGAAGUCGAAGUUUUCCCAGUCAACUGGAGACAUUGAUAAAAUGAUGGAUACCAAACCAAAAGUGGCAGAAUGGUGUUAUGGACCUGCCCGGUUGUGGUACGACAUGCUAGGAGUCCCUGAAGAUGGCAGUGGGUUUGACUAUGGCUUCAAAAUGAAGAAGACUGAACAUGAACCUACAACAAAAUGCGACCUGGUGAAGAAAUUAAGAAAACCUGAGGAAAGCAAUGGCGUUGAUCUUCUGGCAGAUGAAAACUUCCUAAUGGUGACACAACUGCAUUGGGAAGAUGAUAUCAUCUGGGAUGGGGAGGACGUGAAGCACAAAGUAACAGAACCUCAGCGUGCAAGUAUGGCAGGAUGGCUACCUUCCAGUGUGACUAGGAAUGCUACGGCUUACAAUGUUCAGCAAGGUUUUGCAGCCACAUUGGAUGAUGAUAAACCUUGGUACUCCAUUUUCCCCAUUGAUAAUGAAGAUCUGGUGUAUAGACGUUGGGAGGAUAAUAUCAUUUGGGAUGCUCAGGCCAUGCCUAGGAUUUUGGAGCCUCCUGUCUUAGCACUUGAUCCCAAUGAUGAAAACUUGAUUUGGGAUAUCCCUGAUGAGAAGGAAGAAGCUACUUCUGAUUCCCCUUCCAAGGAGAGUAAGAAAGAACCAUCUGUGAAGAAGAGUCGAAUUCUCUUAGGAAAAACAGGAGCCAUCAAGGAAGAGCCACAGCAGAACAUGUCUCAGCCAGAAGUGAAAGAUCCAUGGAAUCUCUCCAAUGAUGAGUAUUACUAUCCCAAGCAACAAGGUCUUAGAGGCACUUUUGGAGGGAAUAUCAUCCAGCACUUAAUUCCAGCUGUAGAAUUACAACAGCCCUUCUUUCCCACCCACAUGGGACCCAUGAAACUCCGACAGUUCCAUCGCCCACCUCUGAAAAAGUACUCCUUUGGUACAUUAUCUCAGCCAGGACCACCACACUCAGUCCAGCCUUUGCUGAAGCCCAUCAAGAAGAAGGCAAAGAGAAACCCAGUCUGUGGUGCCCUGCAUCCCACAGUUCUGUCUGGGAUGGUGAGAUGGGCGUGCAAGCAGGUCUCUGGGCUGGCAGAAUUCAGAACAGUUUCCCAGUAUCUUUUCGAGGGAUGGAUUCAAACUGGUGGGCGAAUCCUGGUGAAGUCUGAUUUUCGUUUACCAACAGAAGAGGAGAUCAGAGCUAUGGUAUCCCCAGUACAGUACGUGCUUAUUAUAGCAUGAUAGCUGCAGAGCAGAGAC
Messenger RNA from Psammomys obesus (fat sand rat), 2191 nucleotides. It is a transcript of the gene Taf1, whose product is annotated as TATA-box binding protein associated factor 1. Gene Ontology annotation, biological process: transcription by RNA polymerase II; RNA polymerase II preinitiation complex assembly. Gene Ontology annotation, cellular component: transcription factor TFIID complex. The record is from RefSeq and is a predicted model, not a curated record. Gene Ontology annotation, molecular function: histone acetyltransferase activity; TBP-class protein binding; RNA polymerase II general transcription initiation factor binding. NCBI's taxonomy places the organism in Eukaryota, Metazoa, Chordata, Mammalia, Rodentia, Muridae.